This is a messenger RNA of Aspergillus glaucus CBS 516.65, 1191 nucleotides long. RefSeq lists its product as uncharacterized. The record is from RefSeq and is a predicted model, not a curated record. The transcript is spliced from 5 exons. Gene Ontology annotation, biological process: L-aspartate biosynthetic process. Gene Ontology annotation, molecular function: pyridoxal phosphate binding; L-aspartate:2-oxoglutarate transaminase activity. Bases 1 to 1191 code for a protein of 396 amino acids. Lineage: Eukaryota; Fungi; Ascomycota; Eurotiomycetes; Eurotiales; Aspergillaceae. Gene Ontology annotation, cellular component: cytosol.
AUGGGCUCGAUUCUUCCUUCUUUCUUUGACAGUGUCACCUACACGCCCCCGGAUCCCAUCUUCGAGCUCACCAAAACCUACAAUGCGGAUCCAAAUCCAUGCAAAGUAAACCUCGGACAAGGCACAUAUAAAGAUGAAAAUGGCAACUCUUGGAUCUUGCCGGCUGUGCGAGAAGCCAAGGAGAAAAUCAAGGACGCGAACCAUGAAUAUCUCCCGAUCCUGGGGCUUCCUUCGUUUCGUGCACUGGGUACGGAGUUGGUAUUUCGGAGGAAGUCUGCGGUUGUUAGGGAAGGAAGGGUAGCAUCCUGCCAAGCGCUGUCCGGCACAGGAGCACUGCAUAUCGCAGGAAAAAUGCUAAUCCAGGCACUUGGUAGCGACAAGACCGUAUACAUCACUAAGCCCAGCUGGUCUAACCACCGCCAGGUCUUCGAAUCCCUGGGAUUCGCAGUGCGCGAGUUCAAAUAUUCCUCCAGCACCGGCAUCGACAUGGAAUUAUUCCUUAAAACCCUCAACUCAGCACACCCAGGAUCCAUCUUCGUUUUCCACGCCAGUGCCCACAAUCCAAGUGGUUGGGACCCCAGCCCUGAGCAAUGGAAACAGAUCGGUGCAAUUGUCAAGGAACGGCAGCUUUUCCCUUUGUUUGAUGCUGCGUAUUUGGGAUUGACGUCGGGGGAUUACGAGCGAGAUGCCUUUGCUAUUCGGUAUUUUGCUGAGGAGCUUGGUCUUGAGAUUGGAGUGUGUGUUUCGUUUGCCAAGAGUAUGGGUCUUUACGGCGAGCGUGUCGGACUGUGCUGCCUUGUUCCGCAGACUAGUACGACUGCAACUGCUGUUGAGUCGACUUUGGCUCAAUUGAUCCGGGUUGAAAUUUCAAACUCACCUGCAUUUGGUGCUCGCAUUGUGGCUGCAGUCCUAGAAGACGAGGGUAUCUAUGCAGAAUGGAAACGAAAUCUUGUCACGAUGAGUUCUCGAAUUGCGGAAAUGCGGUGGCAAUUGUACCAAGGCUUGAGGGAAUUGGGUACGCCUGGAGACUGGGGACGCAUAACUGAGCAGAAGGGAAUGUUUUGUAUUUUGGGUUUGACGCCUGCUCAAGUUAACCAUUUACAAAGUAAGGUGUCUAUUGCUGGGCUCAACUGGAAGAAUGUCCGUUAUGUGGCUGACUGCAUAGACAAAACAUUGAAGGCGAAUACUUGA